AUGAAGAGUGACUCACAGACAACGGUUGUGGCAGGUCCAAGAGUACAGCAACUUCUGCAGAAGCUACAUGCUAUAUCGGACGCGGAAGAGAAGUCUUGGUCCCAAAGAUUCUUCUACUUGACUCGGCUUGUUCGCUUCUUUGCGUUUGAUGAGACAUGGUCCGCCACCGCCGAUGAGCACAUAAGUAUUGGAGCAUGCAACGUGAUCGAGGCUGGGACAAGUUUCGGGCUGUCGACGAUAUAUUUAGCGUUGGCAGUGGGCCAGAAUGUGCUCCUUCAACGGAAGAUAGCUGCUGGGACUACCUCGCUCACCGGAAAGGUGAUCGCGACAGAAAAGGAGCAUGCUAAAGCAGUGAAGGCCAGACUGCAUUGGAAGGAGGCAGGUGAUGAAGUUGAACCAUGGAUUGAGCUGCGGGAGGGGGAUUUGCUGGAAACAUUGAAGGUUGACGAGGGCAUGCUGGAGAGGAUUGACCUCCUGCUAUUGGACGUCUGGACGCCUCUUGCACUUCCUACCCUCAAGCUUGUCCAACCAAGGCUCAAGUAUGGGGCUGUUGUCAUCACGGACAAUGUGGGAAUAGCAAAGCUCUUGUACAGGGACUUUCUGGAGUAUAUACGCAAUCCAGAGAACGGAUUCAGGAGCCUUACAUUACCCUACAGUGGGGGACUGGAGCUAUCGGUGUAUUUGCCAUAG
This is a messenger RNA of Exophiala aquamarina CBS 119918, 690 nucleotides long. RefSeq lists its product as uncharacterized. The transcript has 3 exons. NCBI's taxonomy places the organism in Eukaryota, Fungi, Ascomycota, Eurotiomycetes, Chaetothyriales, Herpotrichiellaceae. The coding region runs from base 1 to 690 and encodes 229 amino acids. The record is from RefSeq and is a predicted model, not a curated record.